AUGAUACGACACUUUGCUAAGAAUAGGUUGUCGCUCGGAGACCCUAAUAUUCCACCGCAAAAUGAAGUGCGAAUUGCAAACUGCGCACUGAGCCGAAAUUCAGGAGCCUAUUUAGAAGAAAGCCACAAAAGGGUUGCAAGCGGACCUCCCAAAGAACCCAACCCAGCUGUCGCAUUCUCACGAUUAGUCGCCGAAAUUGCUGAGACUCGACAGAGAGAGAACGGGAACAAGUCAGGACGUACAGCAGAAGCUACAACCCUAGAAAAAUCACUCUCAUCUCACGGUACUAGGCAUGAACAUUCUAUGUUGUCAUGA
Messenger RNA from Botrytis sinoallii, 315 nucleotides. RefSeq lists its product as uncharacterized. The coding region runs from base 1 to 315 and encodes 104 amino acids. The record is from RefSeq and is a predicted model, not a curated record. Lineage: Eukaryota; Fungi; Ascomycota; Leotiomycetes; Helotiales; Sclerotiniaceae. The transcript has a single exon.